AGUCGGAUACAAUACGCAUAGUUCAUUACAAUCAGGAAUAGGGUAGUGGCAGAAUAUUCGACAAUCGACAUUGUUCAUUUGCUUGUGUAUCGAGCGAGUCAAUCUUCGUGAAUUACAGAAAGUGUAUUCCAUCUCGUAAAAAUGGAGGUGGAGUUAAAACAAAAAUAAAAAUCAGAUUUACUUUAAGUAACGAUAAAAAGUUAAACGAUUUGCGCUCAUGGAUUAAAGGAUAAUUAGUGGAGUUAAGUGUUCGCAAAAUGCUAGCCUCAAAUUAACCCGUUAAACAGUUUCAUGGUUUGGGUUGGUUGAAUAGUUAUUUGAAAAGUACAAAAUGAGCAACUGGGCGAGGCGAAUGCACCGGCGAGCUGCUACAUUAAGCAAUGUGGUUACAUCUUGUGGUCAUCCUAAUUCUCUGCCAUAUCCGAGGAGACUUGAAAAAGUGAAGUUCGGUGUUCCCCUGCACGAAGUUUGCAAGGAUGACAUACCGGGCCCUUUGCUUGUACUGAUAUUAAAGCUGAAUAAAGAGGCACCGCUGCGGCGCGAUGUGUUUCGCGCUCCUGGACAUCAAGGAGCCAUGAAAAAGCUUAUACAUUUCUUACAGACUGGUCGUCUAGUCAAUGUGGAUAAUUACUCUGUGUAUACUAUUGCCAGUGUACUCAAGAAGUUUCUUAGAAAAAUCCCGGGUGGAGUGUUCGGUCGUGAAGGUGAAAUGCAUCUGUUUACGGCAGUGGAGCUACCUGCAGAUCAACAAGUUGACGCUAUAAGACGGUUGCUAUUGUCACUGCCUGUCUGCACGCAGAGAUUAUUGGUACUACUCUUCGGCACGUUUCGGGUGAUGGCAUCUAACGCUGACAAAGCUGGCACAGGAAUGACAUCAGAAGCCCUGGGCGUGUCGGUGGCACCGUCGUUCUUCCACUCGUGCGUGUCCGAUGGGAAGACAGCUACAAUGGAGGAUGUACAAAGAUUCAAGGCUGAAGUCUCCGUGGCAACCCGCAUUAUGCGACAACUGAUUGAGCAGUUCAGCGCGGGCGACCUGUUCGGGAGGGAGAAUUACGAGUACUACGCUCGUGUCACGGGUCGGAUAUUACGUGUGAGAGACGAGUGGAUAUGCUCGUUCCGGGACCCGCCGCCGCCUCGACACCACCGCGACCAGGAGGCGUAUGCCAGGCAGCUGUCUUUAGAAGCAGAAAAAACAUGGCUUCAGUGUGAAUGCGACCGUUGGGGUAACAAGUUCAAUUUAGAAGGUCUAUCAAAAUCUGAGGAGUGCCAGUCGAUGCCGGCUCUGAUGGGAGCCGUGGGCGGAACGGGAGCGGGUACUGGACUGGGCAUCAUUCCUGAACACAGCCUUCUGGACUCCUGCACACGUCUCUCUAUCUCGCUCGAAGAGAGCGUAUUUAAGGUCUCCGUCAGUUCAUCAUCGCAGUCGUCUCGCAGCAACUCCAGCCCGCACAUGACGCUAGAGGAACUGCGUGCCAUUAACAAGUACGCAGAGAGCACAAAGAGCCUCUCCUACUUACCGCAGGUGCACGAGCGGCAGCGGGCGCGGAUGCGGACGCGCUCCGAGUGGUUCCUGCAGCCCGCCGCCUCGCUGGACGCGGCCCGCCCGCGCGCAAGCGGCUCGCGGCGGCGCUCGCGGCGCGCGCGCGUGUGUCGCGCCCUCACGCACUCCGACACUGAGGUCCCGCUCGCUCUCCAGCCUCGUCAAGUGACCGCCUGACACCUCCCGCCCACGCCCUGACACCGCCGCCUCGCCUCGCGCGCCACCGUUCUCGUAUGCAUACGUUCGCGCACACACUAUCGACUGCUGUUUUUGAGAUAUUCGUGCCAACCCCUCUGUUAUGUAAAAUCUUGUAUGUGAGCAGAGACGUACUUUUUGGUUUAAAUUUCUCGUCAAACUUCAAAUUUAAAAAUAGCAGUUAUACAUUACACUCACACCUGUAACGAAUUUUAAACUUAACCUCCGACUCGAUAUUUCCAAUUAAAUAUGUUGUGACCAGCACGCCAGCAUAUGAAUGCCAUCGAUUAUUUAUAAUAAUCUGUACUAUUUAUGUUAGCAUGAAAUAAAUAAACCUAUUUGACGUUAUCUCUUAUCAUAUUCCGACAACAUAUAUAAAUAUAGGAACAACAAUCGAAAAUUAGUAAUUAAAAUUAUCAUUCGUAUAGAUCUUGUGUCAUAAUCCUGAAAGUGAUAGUAGUGAUCUACGUAACUUAAAUUAAAUCGAUGAUCUACAAUUAAUGUUGAAAUUGAGCUUACAAACAGAAUUUAACAAAAAAUAUAUUACGAACAAAUUUCUGAACAAUUUUGUGACAAAUUUCACACAUGUCAUGCCACAAGUUACUAAUUAGCAACGAAUAUAAAAAUUAAAAAAAAGAUAAACAAUUUCAUAAAUAUUUUGUAAAUAUGCGCUCUCUGUAAAUUUUUUAAGUAGUUUCAAUUACAACAUAUAUAUACCUAAUUAGCUACGUAAGUUCAGAAAUCUUUACAAAAUACAUUUAGAGAAAAAGUCAAUAAUAAAGUAAAUUUUUCUUUUACAAUAUGUUUCACGCAUAUUCAGUAGAGCAAUUGAAUUAAUUGCCGUAUAUUUCCUAUAAAUAUAUCUAAUGCAUUUAAUUUACCAAAUUGUAGUCUAUAUUAAUUAGUAAAAAAAUUUUUUUUUUAUAUCGAAACUUAAUUUUAUUUUAAACGGUUGACGUUUUUGAUUAGAACGGAAAUUUGGAAUGUGUUCGUAUUUGACCACUUUUAAACAUUCCUGUAAAUAUAUCUAGGUUAUUGUUAUAGAACGUGCACAUUAAGAGCGCGUUACAAUAUUGAAAGAAUAAUUAUUUUAUAAACAACUUACACUACUGCAUUUUUCUCUACCUCGUAUGUAUGUUUUUUUUUUUUGGCUUAUUUGAUCAUCAAUGUAUUCCAUAAUGCCAAAAUUUCUAUUCAUUAUAAUAUAACUUUAAAACAAUAUUUUUUAAUCUUGACUUCGAUAAAACAGGAACAGUAUUUUUUCUAAUGUUAUUGUUUAGUAUAUAAAUAUCAUACCAUGUAAGAUUCUAAAAAUAUUUGUUGAAUUUUCAAUAUUAUAGACAAGUAUCGGAAUUAAUGAAAGUGUUUAAAGUCAAAGUAUUUCGGAUUAUAUAUUCAUUUUAGAAAAAAGACUGAAAAAAUGUAAAAUUUACUCUACAGCGCUACAUAAAAAUUCAACUUAAUUUUUACAAUAUUAAUAUGGUUUUGAAUUAAAGGAUUUGAGAUUUGUUGUCUAUUGUAUGUAGUACAAAUAAAGUGGGUGUUUUGUCUAUAAUUCUAUAGUAAUGGAAGUGUCGAUGCUUCUAACAUAAAUUAUAGGUGCUAGUUGAUUGUGAAAUCUCUUAUUAUUAAAAAUAGUAUUAAUUUCAAAUAAUAUUGAUACAUUUUUCUGAUGUAUCGAAAUACAUUUAAUAUGUUAGUUGUACGUUUACGUUUUUGAUAAACUUAUUGACGUAGAUUAUUUGUACAGGCUGUUUUAUCGCUUCAAAAUACGCGUAUAGAAAUUGAUUAGUAUAUAUGUUUCGGUUUUUGUUCAAAUAUCUUUACGUCAAAUUAUAACUGAUAUUUUUUAUUUAAAUUUAUUCUAAUUUCGCGAUCCGGUGUGACUUCAUAAUGAAGAUAUAAUUUUAUAUUUUGUCCCAAAUUAAUUUUUAAUGGGUUUCAUAAAUUUGUUCAGCACUCAAGUGCUUCAUUUUUUUUUUAAUUUGACAUACUAUUUCUAUACUAACUAGAUUUAAUAAGGAGUGCUAAAACGGGCUCUAAGUCAUACUAUGUUUAUAUUUAUUCAUCAUUCAUGACACCUACAUUGAGCACGUGUUAAGCACAUCUAAUUGUUUAGGUUAAUAGGUAAAUAUAUAUUUUUUUGUGUAUAUUGUUUAAGCUGCCUGAUUAUUUUUACGCGUGCAGCAGUGUGCAUAACACUUUAUGUUUGUAUAACUUUUAUUACGUAUCAAUUGUGUUAAUAAAGCAAAAGGCUUUCGUAUGAUACAGUCAGCUUGUUUGUAUAAAGAGUAUUGUUUGCAUUAAAAAUUUUACAAACAUAAAUAUAUGAUUGUGAAUGAAAAUAAUUUGUAAGUUUUAAUGCUAGUUUAUUUCGCUAAUAGUCAUGCGAAAGGCAGCUCAAUAUAUUUAUGAAUUCCUAGUGGUUGUGGUGUAGCAGCUACGCGUAAGGCUAACUGUGGCCAUAUUUAAGGUACCUUAUCAUUCUGUUAGCAUUUUUAUACGUUGAAGUAUUUAUUCAAGGAUAAUUUCACGAGACCUACGUGAACUAUUCCGUAGUAUAAUCUUUAAAGUAAUAUUCGAUAGUUAGUAAAACUUUUCUUGGAUUUUCAUUGGCCAAGAUCUUGUGUUCAUUGAUUAGUUAUAGGUUAUGAUAGUUUAAUUUCUUAUUAUCUAUAUUAUUAAUGUAUAGGGUAGUUAGUCCUUAGAUGGAAUAAUUUGGUGCUAUUGUCAUUUUAGAAGAUAUAAAAUUCUUGGCAAUAGCAACAAAUACUAAAUGUUAAAUACAUUAUAAACUUUAAUCAAACGCGUCCUAUUCUUUUUCAAAUCACACCUUUGAUUAACAUCAAUUAUUAUAGUAUAGAAAGUUUUGUACUAUGGUAAGUUUUUGAAUAUUGUUGGGUACAUAUGAUUUGUAUAAGACUGUUCUAAUUGAAUUUGUAUUUUAUUAUAAUAAACACUCGAAUAUGUAAAAUACCUAAUCAUUCCACCGACUUAAGUAUUGAUCAAAACAUUGCUUUGGGUAUUACUGUCGUAAAUUAUUAAGUUAGCAUAGAUCUCGGAGCUUUAACAAUGUCACGAACAAUGUUAUUAUUUUAGUUUUUCAUUAGAACGAUUUUUUGUUUUGUUAACGGUACUUGAACUGACAUGUUAUAUUAUUUCUAAUUUGAGUUAUAUUGUUAGUGCAAUGGACGAUAAACGGAGAUGUGAAAUUUUUAUGUCUAUUUUCUUUUAAAAUUGUACAUGAAUAGCAAGUAUAUAAUAGUUUUAAUUUAUUUUAGAAUAUUUGUAAUAUGGUAUUUGCUUAUGUGCAUUAAGUUUUUAUAGAUUUUCACAUUAUAUUUGCACAUUUUUCUAUACAAAUUAUAAAGAAUAACACGAAAAUAAAAGUAUAUGAAUAAA
Vanessa tameamea is the source of this 5137-nucleotide messenger RNA. RefSeq lists its product as uncharacterized. NCBI's taxonomy places the organism in Eukaryota, Metazoa, Arthropoda, Insecta, Lepidoptera, Nymphalidae. The transcript is spliced from 12 exons. Gene Ontology annotation, biological process: signal transduction. Bases 332 to 1717 code for a protein of 461 amino acids. Gene Ontology annotation, molecular function: GTPase activator activity. The record is from RefSeq and is a predicted model, not a curated record.